CAACAGCACCGUUCUAUCCAGCACCGACAGCGUACACAGUCGACGUCGCAGAACUUGGACCAUACGCGACAUUUGGGGACGCAUCACGAGACGUAGCAGCCUUGGCGCGGGAAGCGGAAAGGGACAGGAACAGACUCAUCGACGAGGACUGAAUCAGAAUUGCCUGCUUGCAGCCGCAUUUUCCGUCGCCCUUCUCCGUUAUCGACAGCAUGCCUACCUCGACAACCCGCGCAGCCAUCUCAACCACAGCUCCGAACCACUCCAGGCUCCGCUCCCAGUCCGACCCCUUCUCAGACCCUGCCUACGCCGUCCCGCCCGCCCCGCCCCCCAAGUCAGGCUCCACGCCAACCAAGUCGACCCACCGCUCCCACCAGUCUCACAACACCCCCCAGCGCUCGAGAGCGAGGGAUCCAGUCAUGGAGGCAGUCAAGGACACCGUCGUAUACCGUUCAUCCAGCGAGCAACAGCGCUCUCGUCCUUCUACUGGCAGGAGCAACACGAAUGUAAACUACCCCACGACAGCCCCGGUCAGGCCCAUGGCCACCACCACCCGUCGCUCGCACUCCGAUGACUCCGUUCGCCAGGCAGCCGCCGUAGAGAAAGCAAAGGCCGCCGGUCGCAAACCAGCCAAGAAGGGCUCCACCCAUGCAGAUGUCAUUGAUAGGCUCGAUUUCACCGGUGUUGGUCCCAUGUUCCACCAUGAUGGUCCAUUCGAUGCUUGCGCCCCCUCUCGCAACCGCCAUCGCACGAAGGCGCCAAUGUAUUCUUGGACGGGCGUAAACCCUGAAGACGCCCAGGUGGCGGCAAAGUACCGCGAUGUUCAGCAAGGCGGGCUUGAUCACCCUGGCCUCGAAGGCCCUUACGCUGCGGCAUCUAAAGCUCCUGCCUCUCCGUACUAUCCAGAGCCGCCGAAGAAGCAGGUUGACGCCAUCGCCGAAGCUUGGGGUAUGCAUGAGCCGGAGCCUUACGAAGAGUUUUUCGCUGGUGGUGACGCUAGGACUCGUGAGGAAGAGAUGGCCGCGUAUGAGAGUAAGCACGCACACGGAAGAGAUCGUCGUCCCGAUCCCGCCGGUCGUCGUCCUACCAAGCGUGGCGCCAUUCCCCCUCCUCAACCCAUCUUCGUUGAGCCCGAGCUGCGAGGAAUCGAUGGCGAGGUGCCCCCUUCGCCUCCGUUGUCGGGCUCUCCCGGCGUCAGGCGCAACAAAUCUCUCAUGCACCGUAUCCGCAAGAUGCGUGACGCUCCCAACGUCCCCGUAGGAUAUGACGAGGGUGCAGCCAAUGGUGAGGCUUCACCAACCUCAUCUUCUGAGGGACAUGCUGUCCCCUCGUCUGGUCGUCCCACCCAUCGCACUCAAAAUUCUAUCCUAGGACGAUUCGGCCGCCCCGGCCGCGAAGAUAACCUAUCGCCAGCAUCUGACCGUAGCGAACCAUUCAUCUACGUCGAGGAUCCCAAGGACAAGGAGUUGCCUGCCACGCCCUAUGGGCACGCCCAGGCCCAGCACCCAGGAUAUUUUGACGAUUACCCCGUCAGUGGACCAGCGGUUUCUCCGGGCGGUGCGAAUGGUGGGCUUGGGAGGAAGACGAGCUUGAUGAACAGGGUGAAGGGCGUUGUGCGGGGAGGUGCAAAGUAGGUGGGGCCGAUGAAUGGCCGAUGAUGACGAUUGUCGAUGGAUGCCGAUGAUACGGGUCGUUCCCAAUGAUGAUGCCCGUUGGACUUUUCGUGCAUUGCACGGUGCGAUUCGGCACAAUAUGAUAAUUCCCUUGUUCCGUUUGCCUAGUGUUUCUCCCUUUCCUUCUACUCGAUUUGUUUGAUGAAUUCAUGUUUUAACUUUCUUUUCGGCUCCAUCCUCCAUGAAUUCUUCGUUUAUUGGUGACUCUACGGUCCCUUAUGAUGGCCUUUUGGUCUUUUUUCCCUAUCUUGUCUUUGCUUUCUCCCAGCGACUUCAAUAGAUGUGGACGGAUCUUCAUGGCGCGUCGAUCUUUGGCCUUGUCUCUGUACAUAAAUCGCGUUGGCGUCCUCGUCUACCCUUUUCGUUGCGCGCCAGCGUUUAUACACCCUUAGUACUUUGGAGCGUUGUUGAGCCUCUUCAUUCUCUUUAUUUGCCUCCUGCCGACUUUCGUAUCUGUAUCCCAAAUUUCUUUCUCCCUCGCGAAGCCUGUGUUUCAGUUGUCGACUACUUAGCUUCGCCCAUCCAUAGCUUCGAAUUCUUCCCGUAUUUGACACCCUCUUUCAGUAUAUUCCAAUAUUCCAAUGACAACCCCGCAACUCUUACUCCCAGCUCUUAGCUAUGAAAUACCUAUUUUUUUUCUUCCAGUGUGUCCACCUUCGUAUUUCGUGUCCGUACGUCCGUCCUUCGUCUGCAUUUGCGCCUGUCUACCCUGUGUCUGUUCUGUAUAUCUUCCAUCCACCCCGUUCAGAAAUGUACCCGUACGUCUAUUAUCUGUGUCUGUCCGUCUGUCCUCGAAGUCGUUUUCACAAUUUGAGUCUGAUCUCUCGUGUAGGUUCCGAUAAUAUGAAUCGAUAUAGUAGCCUG
Messenger RNA from Stereum hirsutum FP-91666 SS1, 2534 nucleotides. RefSeq lists its product as uncharacterized. The transcript has 3 exons. Lineage: Eukaryota; Fungi; Basidiomycota; Agaricomycetes; Russulales; Stereaceae. The record is from RefSeq and is a predicted model, not a curated record. Bases 210 to 1631 code for a protein of 473 amino acids. Gene Ontology annotation, cellular component: cytoplasm.